Messenger RNA from Biomphalaria glabrata, 5004 nucleotides. RefSeq names its product protein SSXT-like. Bases 164 to 2260 code for a protein of 698 amino acids. The record is from RefSeq and is a predicted model, not a curated record. Lineage: Eukaryota; Metazoa; Mollusca; Gastropoda; Planorbidae. The transcript is spliced from 7 exons.
ACGGAGAGAAUAAAAUGCUGCGAAACUAGAGUCUCGUCUAGAGCUAGUCCAGAUCUUUUUUUGUUUAUUUGAUUUUAUUUCUCACAAAAGUGACAAACGACUCAAACGUUGUUGUGAAUUACUAGAUCUAUCAUCUUAGACUUAGACUUAACAGAUUCCAAAGAUGUCUACUGCAUUUGUUCCACCCCAUCAAAAGCCAGCAAACCCUCCUCCAACACAGGCUACUAUUCAGAAGAUGCUGGAUGAGAAUACACAGUUGAUACAGACUAUCAGUGACUAUCAAAUGAAGGGGAAAAGUACAGAAUGUAUUCAAUAUCAGCAGAUACUUCACAGAAAUCUGGUUUACCUUGCAAACCUUGCUGACUCCAGUACUAAUGUUCAUAUACUCCUGCCUGCUCCUGGAAAUCAGGUGGGACCUGGACCAAUGAAUCAGAUGAGAGGACCUUCUCCUGCUGGACAUAUGGCUAGUGGACCCAUGGGAAAUCCUGGCUAUGGUCAGCCUCAAGGAAAUUUCCCCAUGCAGAAGCAGAAUUUAAUGGGUCAACAGCCACAGCAAAAUAUGAUGCAGCAAAACCAAGGUAUGAUGUCACAGAGCCAACCAAUGAUGUCUCAGAAUCAGCCAAUGAUGUCACAAAAUCAAUCCAUGAUGACACCGAAUCAGCCUUUGUCACAAAGUGGUAUGGGGCAGAUGUCUCAGAGUGGAAUGGGACAGACUAGCAAUCCCAUGAUGUCACAAGGCCAGCCAAUGAUGUCACAAGGUCAGCCUAUGAUUUCGCAAGGCCAACCAAUGAUGUCGCCGCAACAAUCAGGCAUGUCACAAAAUCAGCCUAUGAUGCAGCAGCAGCAGCAACAACACCAAGGAAGCAUGAGCCAGAACUCUUCUCAAAUGAUGAUGACAGGCACACCAAACCAAAUGAUAGCAAGUCGUCCGAUGGGCCAGCAGGGAGGUUAUCGACGUGCUCAGCCAGGUCCACAAUUUAAUAAUCAGCAAAAUUAUAACCAGCAGCAGUUUGGAGGUCAACAACAACAACCACAAGGCCAAGGACAACAGUUUGGAGGCCAACCACAGCAACAAGGUCAAGGGCAGCAGUUUGGAAGUCAACAACAGCCACAAACUCAAGGGCAGCAGUUUGGAGGUCAACCACAGCCACAAACUCAAGGGCAGCAGUUUGGAGGUCAACCACAGCCACAAACUCAAGGACAGCCAUUUGGAGGUCAACAACAGCAAGUUCAAGGGCAGCAGUUUGGAGGUCAACAGCAACCACAAGCUCAAGGGCAACAAGCAGCCUAUUCUCAACCUGGUCCACAGGGCUCUGUCCCAUUAUCAGGGCCUCAACAGGGGCAGUUCCCUGUAGGUCAGCAGAAUAAUCCUAGAGGAUAUGCUCCUUACCGUCCAACGGGUAUUGGGGGGCCUGGAGGAAUGAUAGGACAACAACCAAGUGGACAGCCUGGGACUCCACCGAUGGGACAGGGAAAUAUGUCAGGCCCCAUGGGUCAGGGUCCUAUGGGUGGCCCAUUACAACAUGGUGAUAUGGGCCAGAAACCUAUAAAUGUCCCACAAGGGAAUCAAAUGGUUGGUCAAGGAAACAUGUCUAAUCAGAUGGGCAUGCAGGGUCCAAUUGGAGGCCCCCAGGUAGCAAUGAGCAAUCAGAUGGGAGGCCAGACAUCCAACAUGUCUAAUCAAAUUGGUGGUCCGGGUAACAUGCCAUUAGGAGGACAAGGCCCCAUGAAUCCUAUGGGAGGCAACCUGAUGCAAGGUGGUCCCCAAAAUAACAUGUCAGGUCAAAUGGGUGGACCCCAGGGUAAUAUGAUGAGUUCAAUGGGUGGUCCCCAAGGCAACAUGGCUAAUUCUAUGGGUGGUCCCCAAGGAAACAUGCCUAAUUCAAUGGGUGGUCCACAAGGAAACAUGCCUAAUUCAAUGGGUGGUCCACAAGGAAACAUGCCUAAUUCAAUGGGUGGUCCACAAGGAAACAUGCCCAAUUCAAUGGGGGGACCACAGGGAAACAUGCCCAAUUCAAUGGGGGGACCACAGGGAAACAUGCCUAAUUCAAUGGGUGGACCCCAAGGAAACCUGCCUAAUGCAAUGGGUGGUCCUCAAGGAAACAUGCCUAAUGCAAUGGGUGGACCCCAAGGUAAUAUGCCAAAUCAGAUGGGUGGACCACAACCUAACACAAAUCAAAAUCAGAUGAAUCAGCCAAACAACAUGGGUCAAAGUUCAUUACAGGGCAGCUAUGGUGGUUACAACCAAGGUCAAUAUUAACCCUAUAGUUACUUGUUUUAGUUUGAUUACAAAACAAUCUUUUCUACUCUUUGACAUCCAAGUGUUGUGUACUCGUAUUGAUCACACAAUGUAAAAUAUGGGACACACAAAAAACGCUAGCAGCAAUUUAACCUAAUGGCGCCUAUUUUAUUUUGAAAAAAAAAAAUUUAAUUUGCCUAUCUAGGUAGAGAUAACUCUUAAUUUUAUUUUUUAAAAAAAGAAGAAAAAAUUUAACCUAAAAAAAAAUAGUAAAAUGUGAUACCGAACAUUUAUCAAUAAGCAACUUUAAAAUAUAGAAAAAAAAAUAAAUGUACUUUUAAUACCUUUAAUAUAAAGGCAAGGUAAAAAAAAUAAUCAAUUUCCUAGGUGGGGCUUGUACACUAGGGCUAUGGGUCUGUUAAUUUCUUAAAGUAAUAAAAUAGUGAAACAUAUCCAGUUUUCACUAAACGAGAUAUGUUGAGUUCUUUUAAAAGGAAAGUUUAAAAAUAAUAACAAUAGCAUCCCAACACACCCUCCCCCAUUUGGCUAAUUCCGUCGGCAAUAGGUGCUACUGGGUUAAACAUGUGAAAGUAUUUUAUUGCUAGAUUAAGAAAAGAAAUUGAAAAACAUUUUAAGUUCUGCUGUAGAACCUGUAUGUUAUUUAGGAUAAUUGAAGUUAUUCCUAUUUUAUUUUAUGUCUGCUAGCUGUCCGUUUGUCAAUUCUAAUUUUUUUAUGUUACAGUUGUCAAUAAAGUAAUCAGCAAAACAAGAUACGAACUUUGAGGUGUUUGCCAAAAAUCUUUUUUUCAUGCCUUUUUUUUUUCUUUAAAAAACAUAAUUUGAAUCAUUACUUACUGCCAGAGUAAUUCCCCCUCCACUAAUCAUUUUGUCUAUUUACCAGUCUCCAAACAAACAAAGAAAAUUUUUCAGACUUUACAUGUACAUAGAGAUGUACAUAAAUGAACAAAUGUGCUUAGUGUUGUCUAAAAUUGGAUUGAUUUGUUUUUCAUAGUGCUAGAUUCCUUGAAUUUAAGCCUCUAUUUAAUAUGUACACUUAAGUUACAAAUGAAUAUACCUAGGAUAUACUCUUCUUUUUCAAAAGAAAUGUUAGACAAUGUUAAUCAUAGAUAUGUGUUGGACAUAUACACCUUUUUUUUUUUGAAGAAGUGAUGUAAUUAAGAUAUUAUUCACAUUACCAAGUACAAAAUAAGUUUGUAUUUUUUUUUUGCCAGUUAAAAAAAAGAAUAGGCCUAGAUAUCUAGGUACUAUAUGCGGAAAUUGUGUUUCUACAUCAAUUGGUCUGGGUUUGUGUGUGUGUGUGUGCAAUUUGGUUAACUCAUCAUUGAAUUAUUUUUUUGUGCAUUAGUGCAUCACUAAUAGGGAUUUCAGAUACAGAUAUCUUCAAAUCAUAUGAACCUGAUAUGGAGACAGAAGUUACUGUAUAAAUAUUUUCUGAACAGUGGCAUUGUCAUUACACUAAUUUUAAUUUUGGGUUGUUGAAGAAUCGUUGAGAGAUGAAAGUACAAUUUGUCAUUGCACUAAGUUUAAUUUUGUGUUGUUGUGGAAUGGUUGAGAGAUGAAAGAACAAUUUGUCAUUACACUAAUUUUAAUUUUGGGUUGUUGAAGAAUCGUUGAGAGAUGAAAGUACAAUUGGUCAUUGCACUAAGUUUAAUUUUGGGUUGUUGUGGAAUGGUUGAGAGAUGAAAGAACAAUUUGUCAUUACACUAAGUUUAAUUUUGGGUUGUUGAGGAAUGGUUGAGAGAUGAAAGUACAAUUUGUCAUUACACUAAGUUUAAUUUUGGGUUGUUGAGGAAUGGUUGAGAAAUAAAAGUACAAUUUGUCAUUACACUAAGUUUAAUUUUGUGUUGUUGAGGAAUGGUUGAGAAAUGAAAGAAGAAUUUGUCUUUGCUUGAUUUUAGUUUGUGUUGUUGAGGAAUGGUUGAGAAAUGAAAGAACAAUUUGUCAUUGCUUGAUUUUAUUUUGUGUUGUUGAGGGUUCAGAAAGAACAAAUUUCAUUACCUAAGCUUAGUUUGUGUUGUCGAGGGUUCAAAAAGAAAAAAAGUCUGUGAGCGCAAGAAUUACUAAACUUUUUAGUAUUUGUUUAGCAAGGAAUGUAGUCAUGCCAUUACUGUAAAGAUUUUUUUUAUUUCUAACAUAACUGUUUUGUUUUAGAAUUUUGUUUACCCAAACAAAUGAAGGAUGAAAAUCAUUUAUCCAAGAUCAAAUUCUUUACAUUAAAAAAAUAAGACAAGAUGACUUUUCAAACAAGUUGCUUCCUGUUGGAAUAAGAUGGCUAAUACAUUUCAUUAUAUUCAUUUUUUUCUUUGUAGUUAAUUAGCUAAUUAGCUUAUAUUUUGAAGUUGUAUCAAGGCAUGGCAUUUGAAAUGAUAAUGACAUUUGAAAAAUUUACUUGUGUAAAAUACUCUUCAUUGUGUGCACAUGAUGAGCAUCAAUGAAGACUUAACAAAAAUGUACUGCCAAUGAAUGAGUUGCAUUAAACUUACUAACAGCUAUCUCCUCAUGUUUCUUUUUGUUAAGUCUCAAUUUGUAGUAUUUGUAAAUGAAAUGUCAAGAGACACACAAUGUUUUCAUAUGUUUAUUCUAUCUACAUUGUACACAAUAAUAAAUAUAGUUAUCAAAUGUCUAGACAUUGUUUGAGACUGAAUAAAAAAAGAUUUAUCGCAUGAUCAUGGACCAACAUUGUUUCAAAAUAUUUCUUGCGGCCUGUCCAGUUUCAGAAAUAAAAUAAAAUUCUUUGCUCACAA